This is a messenger RNA of Gadus chalcogrammus (walleye pollock), 7844 nucleotides long. It is a transcript of the gene lmln, whose product is annotated as leishmanolysin-like (metallopeptidase M8 family). Gene Ontology annotation, cellular component: cytoplasm; membrane. The coding region runs from base 343 to 2310 and encodes 655 amino acids. The transcript is spliced from 17 exons. Lineage: Eukaryota; Metazoa; Chordata; Actinopteri; Gadiformes; Gadidae. The record is from RefSeq and is a predicted model, not a curated record. Gene Ontology annotation, biological process: cell adhesion; proteolysis. Gene Ontology annotation, molecular function: metalloendopeptidase activity.
GCUGCAGCCAGGUUAGCAAGGGGCAGUGCUCUGGCCUUCUGUUCCGGGCCAACAGGGGCAGCGUUCUGGUCCUCUGAUGAAGAAGAAGACAGCAGACCGUAGCGCCAGUCCGUAGAAUUAAGCAUUUAAUUCAACCACCUUCUUAAUAUAUUUGUUCUUCUUCUUAUUGCAACAAUACAUGCACAGCUGUAUUGAAACGUUUCCAUUCGCGGGGGAGGAUCGUAAUAAUACCCCUUAUAUCUCUUAUUCCGUCGAGGAGUGACGUGAUAUUUCCACUCAGCAGCCGAUGCAUGGAGCGACCGCCAGCGGACCGAUGAGAGAGCAGCUGGUCGGGGAGCGAGGAUGUGCCCUCGGCCCUCGGCCCGGGUCGGGGUCCUGGCUUUGGAUAGGGCUUGGGUCCUGUCUCUGGUUCUAGUCGGGUCUCUGCUAGUCCAGGGAGCCUUCGGCCACCACGUCCCGGCUCCUAGCGAGGUGGUCCUCCAGGUGAACCUGAGGUCAGACCGCCUGACAAAGAGGAGCUCUCCUGAAGACCUUCGUCUGAAGAUGAAGAUCAUCUACGACUCCAGUGUCGACCAACUAACAGCUGAUAAACGGAGGCUUGUGAAGGACAAGCUGUUUCCUCAGGCCAUUGAGUACCUUCAGAAGGUCUUCAGUGUCCGACACCGUGUGGGACUGCUGCUGCUAAGCAGGCAGUGUGCUAGUGGACGCUACCUGAGGAAGAGGGGCGACCCUCAUCGCUACUGCCAGGGGGCGUGUGCAGAGCAGACCCGCUGUGGACCCGUCAUCGUCCCACAGCACCACUUGCAGUGUAAGGUUUGCAGUGAGUCAGGGACGUCCUGUGGCCCCCAGGGGCCCCCAGACGGCGUAGGUGUGGAGCACUCUGACUUCAUCCUCUACGUCAGCGGAGUGAUGACAGAUCGCUGUGGUCAGGAGAACAUCAUAGCCUAUGCAGCUUACUGCCAGCUGGAGAACACGCUAGACCGGCCGGUGGCUGGCUACGCCAACCUGUGUCCCUCUAUGAUCUCCUCCGAGCCCCAGGAGUUUGAGGGCAUGUUGGCCACCGUCAAACAUGAGGUCAUCCAUGCACUGGGGUUCUCAGCGGGUCUGUUUGCGUUCUUCCACGAUGACAAGGGAACUCCCCUGACGCCGCGCUACGCUAGUGGGCUGCCAGCCUUCAACGAGAGCCUGGGUUUGUACCAGUGGAGCGAGGCAGUGGUCCGCUCUGUUUCUCGCCUCUGGGACGUCAGAGGAGGUCUCAUGAUCAGACACCAGGUCCAUCUAUUGGUCACGCCCCGUGUUGUGGAGGAGGCCCGGAGACACUUCAACUGUCCUGUCCUGGAGGGCAUGGAGCUAGAGAACCAGGGAGGAGCGGGAACCCAGCUCAACCACUGGGAGAAACGACUCCUGGAGAACGAGGCGAUGACGGGUUCCCACACUCAGAACCGGGUGUUUUCCCGCUUGACGCUGGCGCUCAUGGAGGACACAGGCUGGUACCAUGCCGACUACAGCCACGCCCAGCGCCUCGAUUGGGGGCGGGGUCUCGGCUGUGACUUCGUCAUGAAGAGCUGCAAGUUCUGGAUGGACAAACAGAAGCAGAGGCGGGUUCCUGCGACUCCAUUCUGUGACACGGUGAGGUCGUCUCCCCUCCGGCUCAGCUGCAGACAGGACCAGCAGGCGGUGGCGGUCUGCAACCUGCAGACACACACACACACACUGCCCUCCGAAUAUCAGUACUUUGAUCAGAUCGAGGGCGUGGCUGCGGAGGAGCUCCCGUAUUACGGGGGAGCUGUGGAGAUUGCUGACUACUGCCCCUUCAGCCAGGAGUUCAGCUGGCACCUCAGCGGAGAAUACCAGAGAAACUCCUACUGCAGGGUACCAGAGAACCAGCCAGAGUGGUGGAGGAACUAUGCAGUUGAGCACUACGGUCCAGACUCGGUGUGUGUGUACCAGCGGUCCGCCUUCAGCAUGGAGCAGUGUGACAAGAAGAUGACCUACCCUGACUGGGGGUCAGGCUGCUACAAGGUGGUGUGUUCGCACCAGGGUCUGGCUGUGUACGUGGAGGAGCGCUCGUUCCCAUGCGUGCGUCCUGGUCAGCUGAUCAGUGUGAGUGUGCGUCUGAGCGGCUGGGUCUAUAACGGCAUGCUGGUCUGUCCCUCCUGCGCCGACCACUGUGACCUCUGCCCUGAGCAGGCGGUGCCCUUCAACGCAACCCGAAGCACUGCUAUAGACCCGUGCUCCGCAAGUCCUGGUCUGGCUCUCACUGUCCGGCUGCUGCUGGUCAGCCUGCUUGGCAGCCGGAUUUCCCUGUGACGCUCUGCAACACAGCUGAUGGAGAGCUCCUCCUCUAGGCUAACCAUAGUACCAGGUUGCCAUGGUCCCCAGGCAGGGUUUUUCAUCCCUCCAUCACGAAUCCUCAGGGAAAAUCCCCACAAUCCUUUUCUGCUCAGAUCUCAACAGAUAAAGGCACUGUUCCAAAACGGACAGUAAAUGUUGGAACACACACAGAUGCAGCGACCAGUGACCAGCCGAAGCUGUCUUAGCCUUUGGGACAAUGCUAACGCUAGGUGCCAUCCCAGGACAUGAAACAGUAAGCUGAUGAUGGCGAUGCUGACUCACUGUGUCAUAAAGUGAGAAGGCAACUCCAUCCUGAUUCUUAGUGACUACCGCUAGCCAUGCUAAUGCUAAGUUGGCUAAUGCUAACUAAGCUGACUCCUAUGGUGCUUUUAACUUUAAAGUUUAUUCAAUAGUUUAGCUGCGGUUUAUCAACAUUUUAAGCACUGUUUUCUGAAUCGUUUUUUGUACAUAUGAAAGGGUGUGAAUGUGAUGUGGGACUGGUGGGCCAGUGUCCAGUGUGCGAAAUACCCAGUGUGUAUCAGGCUGGGGGGGGGGGGGUAUUUAGUUUCCAAAUCCUUUUUAGCUCUAAUAUUUUGUGAUCUCACAGCUGGCUAUGGGCAUAAUAGCUUUUUAGAAUACAAACUUAUUGAAUAAUGAACUUAGUUUUAUUUUUUACAUGUUUCCAUUUAAGCAAUUAUCUCCAAACAAUAUUUGGUUUUGAUUAACAGAAAUAUCUUAAUUUUACAACAUGUUCAUGAAAACCACAGCGAUAUAGUCUGAGUUGAGUUUAUGGACACGAUUGUAAAUCACCUGUUGAAGUUGCUUUAUGUCAUGAUGCACCUCUAUCAGACUAAAGCACACGAGAAGCUUUAACAGGAUGGUAAAACCAACGUAACUGUACAGUGAAAUGUGAAAAGAUAAACCCUAACUUCAGCCAUUCCUACUGUAUAAUUGCUGGUGGGGGUGUGCACGGGUACACGUGUACAUGUGUAACCGGUUAGUAAAUCAUAACCGUUUAGGAAAAAUAAGCAAACGAAAACCGUAAUGAAAAAAUGAAAAAACGCUGCGCCAUUGUUUCAAUGGGAACCGCGACGGUCCAUACUUUCAACAUAUUUAUAAUUCGAAAUUCGUCCCAGCCUUUAUACCACGGAUACUCUAGGGUCUAUAGCAUAUAACCGCUUUUUCUGAUUACAGUUUAAUGUAACUAAGCUGACAACAUCCUAAUUUGCACUGCAACUGCAAAUUAACCCCACGGAGAUAACCAUGGCAACCGGUCACAAUGCUUCAUGGGGAAUCCCUGCGGUGUAGAACAAACCUAUAGAGUGGCGAAGUCACGCCCCUUCCGGUAGAGCUCAUGGGACCUAUGAGAUCGAAAAAUAUGAAUGGGUGUCAAUGGAGAGAAAAUAAUUAUUUUCUGGUCCCAGUCUUUAUAUGCCCUGGAUUACACAAAUGUUGUUUGUGGAUUUAAAGGAUAAUUUUUCAUGCAAAGAGUUUGACCGUUUAUUGUGCAAUUGUUCAGAUAAAGGCUGUAGAGAAAACACAACGAGAAAGACUACACGGCUCGUAUGUGACGUCACGCUCCCUGCGACUGGCGUGGAGAAGACCGACAAUCUUCCCAUCGGCCUAACUGAAACUCUGCACGUGCCCCGACUUAUAGUGGUUUUCACCUCUUUCGAUGCUUUUAUCCUCCCCAUGGAAAAAGCUGUGAAGUGGGGCAGAGAGAUCGCCAUCUCUGUGCCGAGUUCCAAGUGCGGGUGUGGUGACGUAUAUCAUAUGCGUCGAGAGCAGCGAAGAGCUGUAGUUCACAAAGCGGCCUCACAUAAAACCUAAAAUUAUCAAACUUCUUCACGAGAUUUUUUAGUUUUCUUUGCAUGAAAAAUUAUCAUUUAAACCCACAAACAACAUAUGUGUAAUCCAGGGCAUAUAAAGACUGGGACCAGAAAAUAAUUAUUUUCUCUCCAUUGACACCCAUUCAUAUUUUUCGAUCUCAUAGGUCCCAUGAGCUCUACCGGAAGAGGCGUGACUUCGCCACUCUAUUCCGUGCGGCCGGAUUGAGACCCGAGGGAAUUGAUUUACAAAACCAUGCGCAUUCGAUUUACACAUCAAGGUGUUGUUUCUACAAUGUAUUUUUUCUUGACUCUUGCUGUUUUUAUUUGAUGACACUUAUGCCAAUUUAUGACAUUUAUUAUUAUUUAUUCUUCUUCUGCCCGUCUUUAUCGAUUUAGCAGUUUAGGCAUUCAGGGGUUCUCAAGUUUCAAUCGGGGGGUCUCAAGUUUCAAUCAGGGGGUCUUCAAUUUGGGGCUCGCCCCCCCGUAUUCGCACACUGCCAGUGCCCCUGUUUAAUUUAUUGAAAUGUCUGUUAUGUAAGCGUGUGUCUCCCCAUUUUCUGAUAAUUUGACUGCACAGGCAAUUUAUUCCCGUCAGUACAAUCCAAAAGCCAAUUCAACUAUACAGCCAAGUCAAAACAAAGCAUACUUAAAAUUAAGUUACCUUACCAAAUUUUGGAAAAUUAAUCCCGGACGAGCCCCCAUAUGUCACAUGCUGGCUCUAGCAUGCAACAUGAAAUGGGGGAGACCACGCCGUUUUACAAUAAUAAAAGAAUUUAUUAUAGUACGAAGAUAAUUUUACAUAUAAUUAAAUAGAAUAAAGAUAAAGAAGUGUGGUAUAAAUCAGUUAAAUGUAAAGUAACCCAAAGUGUCAUGCAAAAGUCAGUCUGUGUGUAACCAAACAAAGGACAAAGAAAACCAACACGCCGGGAGGAGGGAGCGACCAUGACUGUUGUGAAAGCAGGCUUUUAACCUGCUGCCAACACAGGCACACCUGAACUGCAUCACCUAUUAAGAGAGAGAGAGAGAGAACAGGCAAACCAAACAGCCAGGGUGGAGUCAAAGCAAGGGUGGAGUCAAAGACUCACCAGGGUCGUCACAAUGUCCUUAUGAAAUUGUUUUAUUUCAGAAACCAUUUUUUUUUAAUAAAAGAAUGCUGUCUCUUGACAUUCAUGUUGAUUUCUUGUUUUAACCUUGACUUUUUAACAUGUUAAACAACCAAAUAAAUAAUUUAAAUCUACCGCAAGUAAAUCUAACUUUCCCUGAAGUAAAAUAAGUUUCUGCCCCUUAGCCCUAUACAACCACUACCCAGGCCUUAGUGUAUGGGUCUGUCCCUUAGCCCUAUUUAACACUAAGCCUUAGUGUAUGGGUCUACUCCUUAGCCCUAUGUAACCACUAAGCCUUAGUGUAUGGGUCUGCCCCUUAGCCCUAUAUUACAACUACCCAAGCCUAUUUGUAUGGGUCAGUCCCUCAGCCCUAUACAACCACUAACAAGGCCUUAGUGUAGGGAGGGACCAACAUAUUUUCUCUACUCUAAAGAUUCUAGUCGGUUGGACUGAAUGGCCAUUAGGGGUAAUUUAUGACUCGAAGCGACUUACCGUAAGUCCAUUUGUCAGAAGAAAGAGAAACAACAAGAUAUCGCUGUAGGUACAGUAAGGAUGUUCAUAGAACCAAGUGCUAAGCACUAACAAUCACCAGGUUAAUGCAUUACAACAAAGGUAGCUAGGGUAAGAUAGUAGAUAAGUACCAUUUUUAAGUGCCAGGACGUACAACAUAUAAUAAGUCUGUAAGAGGGGAUGGUUUUAGGGGAGUAAGGGAGGAGGAGGGUCGUUUGGGGGUAAGGGAGGAGGCUAUGCAGAGUCCAGGUGAACUUGGCGGUAUAUAUUGAAUUAGCCUAAUAGUUGUUUCAAUGACUGCAUGCAGUCAACAGCUUACUGGUCUCAAGAAAUUGUAUCAACGACUAAAAACAUUGUAACAAUUGAACAUCUUUGAUGCCUCCCAUCUCUUUUAUUCCCUCUCAUAUCCCACCGCCCGCAUCCUCCUGUACUGUGACAGGAGUGUGCUCUAGAUUUUCCUGCCAGGAUCUUGAAUCUGUUCCGGUGUGAGUACCAGAUGUGUUCGGCUGCCAGAUCGAGUCCUAGAUGCGCAAUAAUGACGCACUUCCUGUAAAAGAUGUCAUUAAAUGCGCAUGCGCGCGUCACUCAGUAGCCGGUGUGUCAGCGAUAUGUAAAUGUAUUCAUUGCUAAGAAGUAAGUAGUUAUUUAGCUGUUGAUAAACAGCUUUUUCAAUGAUUUUGCUUAAAAAAUGUUAAGUUAGAUAUGGGCCUAUAAUUGUUCAUGAGUGAUGUAUCUAUAUUGUUCUUUUCUUAGAAGUGAAUUGAUGACUGUUGAUGACUGUUUUUUUGAACAAGCAUUGAUUUCAUACAUCUACAAGUAAGUAAUUUAAUUGCUGUAUAAAAUAAAUCCAAGUCAUACAAAUGCUCAAAUUAAUACCUUAAAUGGUAUUGGUAUUAAAAUGUAUUUAAUUAGUCCUUCAAAUGUUUUAUAAAUGCCAAUACAUUGGGAUUGGGAUUUUGUCAGACAUUAUUUUCUCAUGUUAUUUAUAAAUACCGAAAUAAUUUAAGCAGAAGCAUCUAUCAGUCAAAAAUGCAUCUCAAAUGUACACCUUAGUCAGUUAGUUCAGUAUGGCAUUUAAUGUGGUUUUAGAAAUUCAAGUCUGAGUCCAUGACUACACCAAGAUUUCUGUCUUGGUGUGUGCUUUCUAACAUAACAGCUGUGCACUGACUUUUAAUUGUUCAUCCCUUGCACCAAAGACCAUUACUUCAGUUUUUUCAUUGUUCAAUUGAAGACAAUUUUGGCACGUCCAGUGAUUGAAGUAGUUAUUUAGCUGUUGAAAAGCUUUUUCAAUGAUUUUGCUAAAAAAUGGUAAGUUAGAUAUGGCUUGAUGACUGUUGUUUUCAGAGCCUGUGGGAAUACACCUGUGUGAUAUCGCCACUGCAGGCAUCAUGAAAAAAAAGAAGUAAUAAUAUACAUAUGUCAGUGUGUGUGCUCGUGUGUGUAUCCAAACACAUACACUGCAAUUCACAUACACACAUACAGCUCAAUGUAAAUCCAUGAAAACAUCAUGUUUUGAUCCCGCGGCCAAUUGAGGAUAUAUUCAUGAAUGUGAUAACACAUUAUAUACAUUCUUAUAGGCCUACCUUGAAAUUUUUAUUAUUUUACAGAUGUUUGUUAAAUUAUAGAGCAAAGAUAACCCUAGUGGAAAAGAGGAAAAUGUUACAUUUUUUAUUGUUAUUAGUUGUAUAGGCAAGGUUACAAUUCAUUGAACAUCUGGAAAAUCAUAAAAAAAAAAAAUCUAUUUUCAAGGAAUAGGAUGAAUAUCUAAUAUGAACACAUUCAUGAAUUCAUCCUCAAUUCACCAUGGGAUCUAAACAUGCCGUUUUUUAUGGAUUUACAUUGAGCUGUUCCUCAGUUGUAUCAAUGUAUUGUCUUAUUUAUUCGGUUUUGUAUGAGCAAAUAAAAUCUCAUCAAUCAUAUGACUGUCCAAGUUCUUCAUUUUCAGUUAAUAGAAACUAGAAAAUACUGUCUUAAUAUCUAACUUUAACAAUACCAAUCCUUACUUUAACAUAUGUGAAAAUAAAAAUAUGCAUUCAUCAGUGCUUUUAAACAUGUUUCCAAUGGCUUU